UUGCAACUGCACUUUCAAUCAGAUUUCGACAUCAUGGCCAGCCAAGCACAAGUCAGCCCCAAGAGGCAACAGGAGCUCCAGCUCCAAUACUCCAACUACAAAAACACGCUACAACAAUUGGCGCAGAAGAUCGGUGAUAUCGAGCAAGAAGCAGAGGAGCAUAAGCUUGUUAUCGAAACCCUCGACCCCCUCCCUAAGGAUCGGAAAUGCUUCCGGAUGGUGAACGGUGUACUGGUUGAACGGACAGUUGAGGACGUCCUUCCGUCUCUCAAGACAAACUCGGACGGAUUGAAGCAGGUCUUGGAGGAGCUAUUGAAGCAGUACAAGUCGAAGCAGGCGGAUCUGGAUAACUGGAAGAAGAAGAAUAACAUCCAGGUUGUACAGCCUUAGAGCAACGGUGCUGGUGUUUUCUCACGGUUUCUGUAUCCUCUUCAUGCAGCGUUAUACACUGAAAAAUAAUAUUUCUAUAGUGAAAGCAUG
Molecule: messenger RNA, 480 nt
Organism: Aspergillus costaricaensis CBS 115574
Lineage: Eukaryota; Fungi; Ascomycota; Eurotiomycetes; Eurotiales; Aspergillaceae
Product: putative prefoldin subunit 2
Exons: 4
Coding region: 34-390 (118 amino acids)
Biological process (GO): protein folding
Cellular component (GO): prefoldin complex; cytoplasm
Molecular function (GO): protein folding chaperone
Source: RefSeq, a predicted model, not a curated record